This is a messenger RNA of Pecten maximus, 2164 nucleotides long. RefSeq lists its product as uncharacterized. The coding region runs from base 1 to 2010 and encodes 669 amino acids. Gene Ontology annotation, molecular function: zinc ion binding; ubiquitin-protein transferase activity. Gene Ontology annotation, biological process: positive regulation of DNA-templated transcription. The record is from RefSeq and is a predicted model, not a curated record. Gene Ontology annotation, cellular component: nucleoplasm; chromatin. Lineage: Eukaryota; Metazoa; Mollusca; Bivalvia; Pectinida; Pectinidae. The transcript has a single exon.
AUGGCGGAAGUAUUUGUCCGGGAACAGUCGUCGGAAGAUGGCUCCAGGAGUAAAUCUCUGGACACUCCAGUACUGGAAUGUUCUAUCUGUCUGGAACAGCUGCGACACCCUAAAUCUCUCCCUUGUCUACAUUCAUUUUGUGAGGAAUGCCUUGGUAGCUACAUCACCAAGGAGUCGUCAGGUAAGAUGGCGUCGGCGUCUUCUUUCUCCUGUCCUGUAUGCCGUAAGGUCACCGAGCCGAUGAACCCGUCAGAAGACAAGGGAGGUUGGGCCGGACAGUUUCCUACCAACAAUCUGGCAGUCGAAAUGAUCCGACAUUUACAAAAUACGAAUACGUUGAUCACAUGCAAGCCCUGUGAGAAGAAAGGAAAUACGAAUGUACCAGCAAAGUUUUGGUGCCAUCAAACCAAAUCUUACUUCUGUGCAACCUGUAAAAUCAGCCAUCAUGACCUGUUUCAUGAAGAAUGCGAACCCGAGAAUAUCACGGAAUGGAAUAAAUCAGAUACGAUCCGAAGGCAGACGUCGGCUGCUGGAUGUGGAAAGCACAAAGAGAAAUUAGAGUAUUAUUGUGAAGAUCAUCAGAUUCUUGGAUGUAGCAAAUGUAUCAUUGUCGAUCACCGGAAGUGUGAAGUAGUGACAUCAGCAGACGAUUUCCGGGACAAGCUGACAACCACGAAGAUCGACGGUCUUCUUGAAGCACUUCGGAGAUGCGUAGACGCCAUGGAGACAUUGAUAAAAGAUGCUGACAAACAACUUCAGUACAUGACGCAAGAUCAAGAAAUCGCGUUACAAAGUUUAACAGACCUACGUAGAAAGAUUAACGAGAGGUUCGAUCAACUUCAGAAAGAGCUUACGGACAGAUUAACAAAUUCAUUCAAAAAGGAGAAGGAAAACUUGGAUAUAUCAAAACUGAAAUGUGAACGAUUGAUGUUCGCUAUGCACAAUACACUAACGUCAUCCACGGAUGCGGCCUUGAAGGACGAUACCGUAGGGACGAUCUGUCUGUUCAAGAGAGGACAGGCAGAGCUUGAGUCCUGUAAAGAACUCAUAAAAGAAUUGGAAGAGUCGUCUAAAUCUACCCGUCUGAGUCAUGAAUAUGACUCCAAGAUACUCACAUUGGGGACCAAGAAAGGUAUUAACAUGGGAAUGAUUGCUGUUCAUCAACUACAGAGGAAACUUCCAUCUACUUUAAAUUGUACACCGUUCUACGAACGUCAAUUGAAGAAGACAAAAAGGUUGAACAUCAAAGUUGCCUCUGACGAGAACAACUGUUGUGCGUUAAGUGUAUUGCUCCUGUCCGGUGGCCGUAUCGUUGUCGGAGAUUAUGCAAACAAAAAAGUGAAACUGUUCACAGAAAACGGAAAAUUCCAAUGUGAGGUGGGAAUGGCUGAUGAACCUUGUGAUCUGUGUCGUAUUGAUGAGAACACUGUGGCAGUGACAUUGACAAACAGUCAAACAAUAUGUGUUGUCAAUGUCGUGGAUUUAACUUUGACACUCGCAUCUGAAAUAGAAAUUCCAGACAUUACUGGAAAAUGCCUUGGUAUCACAUACAGCAGGAACUCGUUUAUUGUAGGUACAGAAACCACACUUUACGGUGUAUCGAAAAACGGAGGUGAAGCUACAAAGCUCCGGGCAAUUGAAUCAAGAUGUUUGCAUCUCGCCAGUAAUCAGAAGAAUGGACACGUCUUUGCUAGCAUCGCUACCUCUGUAUUUGACCAAAUUGCCGUAACACGGCUGUCUGACGGGACUCACACAGACGUGCUGAAGGUCGGGGUAGUGGAUGCUACAACGGGAAUAAACGUAGACAGGGAGGGUAACGUGUACGUCUGUGGAAGAAUAUCUGGCAACGUCAUACAGCUGUCAGGGGACGGAACUAAUGUCAGGGAACUGCUGACGUCAUCGGAUGGAAUAGAAAACCUGAGGGCGAUUUCCGUGUGGGAUUAUACAUUAGUGAUCACAAGUGAGUCAUCAGACCAACAGAACUUUGUAAACGUCUUAAAGCUUGUUUGAAUGAUAAAGUAUCGAUUUGCAUCCAUAAAUCAUAUGUGGACUCACGAAAUGCCAACGAGUUUAUAUUCAUUCUACUACAUCUGUAUCAUACCCAGAAUGUACAAAUUUCACUGAUAGAAAAUAAACAAUUUCUAAUCACAACGAAAGAAUUCAG